Molecule: messenger RNA, 381 nt
Organism: Puccinia graminis f. sp. tritici CRL 75-36-700-3
Lineage: Eukaryota; Fungi; Basidiomycota; Pucciniomycetes; Pucciniales; Pucciniaceae
Exons: 2
Coding region: 1-381 (126 amino acids)
Source: RefSeq, a predicted model, not a curated record
AUGAUUCUUUGUGGUUAUUUUGAUGUUGCAUGUGCAGGGGCAGCCACUUGUCAGACUUUGAGGGAACUGGCUGCUCAGCUUCCCUCAGCAUUCGCUGCAGCACUUGCUGAGUUGAAGGCAGAUAAUGAAGCGCGAGAAGGGAGGGCGGUCAACCGUCACAAGGAAACGGCGACCCAGAUGGCGACAAUCAAGGGCGAGCUCACAUCACUCAAGGGGCAAGUAGGAUGGGUGAAGGACGAGCUCACAUCACUCAAGGAGCAAGUAGGAUUGGUGAAGGACGAGUUGGCUAGCGUGAACACCACCGCGGAACGGAUCGACUCAAUCAAGCUCAUUGGCUCUGAUAAUCCGGGAUCAAAGAAUCCUUCCAGAAUCAUGCUAUAA